AUGUCUGCCGCGCUUACGCCUGUGUGUCUAGGCGUAACUAUUCGUAGCCUAGGCAUAGCUCGACCCCCAAGCCCCGACCCAAACAAGGCCGGGUGA
Geosmithia morbida is the source of this 96-nucleotide messenger RNA. RefSeq lists its product as uncharacterized. The record is from RefSeq and is a predicted model, not a curated record. Lineage: Eukaryota; Fungi; Ascomycota; Sordariomycetes; Hypocreales; Bionectriaceae. The coding region runs from base 1 to 96 and encodes 31 amino acids. The transcript has 2 exons.